Strongylocentrotus purpuratus (purple sea urchin) is the source of this 2678-nucleotide messenger RNA. RefSeq names its product tripartite motif-containing protein 45-like. Gene Ontology annotation, molecular function: zinc ion binding; ubiquitin-protein transferase activity; protein binding. Gene Ontology annotation, biological process: positive regulation of DNA-templated transcription. Lineage: Eukaryota; Metazoa; Echinodermata; Echinoidea; Camarodonta; Strongylocentrotidae. The coding region runs from base 269 to 2164 and encodes 631 amino acids. The record is from RefSeq and is a predicted model, not a curated record. The transcript has 2 exons. Gene Ontology annotation, cellular component: nucleoplasm; chromatin.
AGGAUGCACAAACUGCAUAAUAUGAACAGACGAUCUACUCAAGUGUGAUUUUACCAUUGUAACCUUAUUUGUAUACACACUUGGAAAGGGAAUUAAUACUUUUGAUCAUAGAUAGGCGCACCUCUUUCGACGCAUAUUAUCAUUCAACGUGAAAACUUGGACUCAGGAUAUUGGUACAACCUACACGUCACUGCAUAUUGUUUGAGCUUGCAUGAACUGACUGUUGAACUUUUGUACAUUUUGCCAGAAAGCUGAUAUUUGUAUACCAAUGGCUGAGAAGACUGAAGAAGAUUUAGCUCCAAGCUCUCCAGAGAACCUGACAUGUCCGCUAUGUCUUGAUAUCUUCGACGAGGCAACAAUCCUGACUUCAUGCGGGCAUACCUUCUGUCGGAAAUGUCUCGAGAACUAUGACCUGUCCCAUCAGGAUCUUGAUCACAUGAUCUGUCCUCUCUGCAGGGAGGUCACCAAGUUGUCUGCGAACCGUGUCAAAGAUUUCCUCACCAAUGUGACUGUCAACGCACUGGUAGACGAUUACCACGCCAAGAGUGGAGGGAUGAACGCUGUCCUUGAGAUGCAUCAAAAAUGCACUGCUUGCAAGCGUGAAGAAGAGGCUGUAUCAUUCUGCAAAUCCUGCAACAGCUACUUUUGUGGACACUGUCUGACGAGUCAUCAGAAUUUGUCUGUAAUGUUUGAGGCCCAUGAGAUUGUAUCCGUACAGGAUAUCAUCAACGGGAAGGUCAGCAUUGGUCAUCUAUCCGAGAAGUGCUACAUCCACAAACAAGAGAACAAAGAUAUGUUUUGUGAGGAUUGUAAGGUCCACGUCUGUCUCAAGUGCGUGAUCGUCGGUCAUCAAUUUCACAAAAUCAAGAAUCAGGCUGACUUUGAGCAGGAGUUACGGCUUAAGGUGAGCGACCUUGUCCAGCGAUGUGCCGCUAAGAAGACAGAACUGGAGAAGAACAUUCAGAAUGUGGAAGUACAACGCCGUGAAGUAUACACUGCCGUGCAGAAACUACUGGACGAUAUCAGUCAAGCCUACAGCAUCAAGGUUAAAGAGCUUGAAGAAAAUCAUCGACAUCUCACCGAGCAACUCAUUGCAGUAAAACAGAGUUUCGAGGACGACCUCAACGUCUUGAAAUCCAAGGAUCGACAGAGCAUCAAGAGUAUUUGUAGUUCAAUGACACUGGUAGCUAAUGACAGACUGGGUCGUCUUGAGACAGACAGUCUGUCUGCUCAUACCUUGCUCUGUGAGGAGCUGGAUGCCAUGCUGAAGGAAGCUACUGAUCACACUUCUGCGGCAGCCAUUACGAAGAAAGCACAGGAGAAGAGGUUCAAUCCUGCAGAUGAUAGUCGUCUUGACCUCGGGAGCAUCUCAGAAUCAGAUCCCAAGGUUCAAGUCAUUCAGUGUGUAGAUCUUCGGGGAGGGAUGUCGGGUAUGACCCCAUACUCUGAUGAUAGUGUGGCUAUCGGAUAUUUGAAUGAACAUGGUAUAGAUAUCAUUGAUUUAACUGGUAAACAGGAGCAGUAUGCAAACAUACCAAGUAACAUGGAGUGUUAUGAUCUUGUGUUUCUACAAGACAGGUCGUUAUGUAUAUCGAUGCGAAGCAAAGCAGACAUAUAUUCACCUAAUGGCUCCAGGAAAUCAACCGUCCACGUGCAAAGCAAUGGCUGGCUCAGACUAAACAGAAGUCCAUCAGAUGAAAUCUUUUUCGCGGCUACAAAUGAAAAGAAAGUCUAUAUUUAUGACCCGACUGGAUCUAUUCUGAAACACACUGUUCCAACAAAACACAACUAUACGAGGCAGGUAUCUGCUACCAGGUCGGGUUUGGUCGUCACGAGUUCAGGUUCUAGGACAAAUCCAGGCGUGGUGACGGUCUAUGACAGGUAUGGGAAUGCUGGUAAGCCUCUACGGGCUCCAAACGGUGUCCUCCUGUAUGCUGCCGUGGAUGAACAGGACGGGGUGUAUAUAGCGAGUGUUGAUAGCAAGAAUGGUAAUGUGGUGAUACGGCUCUAUGACCUUGAUGGUCUGAACCUGAAGGAAAGAGUUGAGUUCAAUGUACUUAACCUGACGCGUGGAGAUACUUGGUGUUACUUGGUUUCCCUCUGUCCAAACAUGCUCGCCUUUGCUCGUAACAAAACGUUGUAUUUUAUCAAAUUAUUACUGUAAUCAUCUGUAUUUCACACUCUGUUCACCCUUAUUUGUAGUGUGUAUAAUUACCUCCCUGCUCCAGAUCUACUCUAAUAAUGGGCCUAUGUUUCAUGUUAUGUUGUUUAUUAUAUGAUAAAUAAUCAAAUGAGAAGAUUCCCAUUCUCUAGAUACAUUUUAAUUGCCUGAAUACAGUUGUCAUUAUACUGUAGAAUAAUGCCUUCCCUCUCUCGAAGUAAUAUGUAAAUGCAGUACGUUAAAUAUACAUCUAUUUCUUGCUUUGUGUAAGCGUAUCUCUUAGAUAGUUACAGAAGUCAGUGAUGAUAUCACAUCAUAAUUUAUAAAUUCAAAAUUGAUAAGCACAUUGAUUAUCUUCUUGUUAGUGUUAUUUUCCUUAUGUUGUUAUUCUCAAAGUAUUACAACAAUUAUUUUGUUUGUGCCUAUAUUUGUGAUUUAUAUUGUGCAUAUUGGGUACCUUUAGAUGACGAAAUAAUUGAUGCUCACUUUGUAAAUGGGACCCCAUUGUAAAGACGCU